GAAAAUAACCUUAACUCAUUUCACUGCGAACAUAAAUAACAGGGCCUUCUCCCAUUAGCGAGGGCUUGCGAAUUAACUCAUAGGAACAGUCGCGUAACCUCAUGCUGUAUUUGUAUAGAUUUUCGUGAUUGCCAUCAUUCUAUUCGAUUGUUCAACAAUGUAAUUGUUGGUCUCCCUCGAUCUAUAUUUCAUUGGAUUUUUUUGAUUUCUUUUUGUGGUUGGUAAUUUCGCUUAGUCAUCGUCGCGUUGCCCACUCUAAUUUUAACUGCCGUUGUAUAAUUUAUCCAGUGUGAUUUUCUGCUCACCGUCGAAUUUGGGCAUUGCUUUUGGAGGUGGUGUUGAGAAGGUUUUCUAGAGCAACGAAAACGAUCAAUACACGCAUUAGAAGAAGAAAAGAAAUUCAUACCAAGAAAUUUCUUUAAGAAUUAACGUUCUUUUUAUUCAACUUCUAUUAUUAUAAAAAUGUUUGGGUUCAGAAAAAAAAGGUAUCGGGACAAGGAAACCGGAAUCGUGUACGAUGAAAACGGUAAACCAUGUAAAACAUGCAAUAUUUUCUCGGCUUUCCAAAACCAGGCCGCCGAAAUGACAUCUCCAACUUCGUCAAAUGCAGCUAACGGAUCGCAUCAACAGAAACAAUCCGCUGCAAGCACAAAUGAAAACUCACAGCGUAUUCAGCAACCUCCUGUUAUAACCAACUCUUCAAAAAUUGUUCCUCAGCUUCCUAACGUUGCAGAGCUGGGACGGGCAACUUGGACAUUUUUGCAUGCUAUGGCAGCGACGUAUCCUCAUAAUCCAUCAGCAGCACAACAAGCCGAGAUGUACAACUUUUUACACUCGUUCUCUCGGUUCUAUCCAUGCUGGUCAUGUGCCGAAGACUUGCGACUUUGGAUUGCCAAGGAUGGAAACGAACCACGUGUCGGCAGUCGCAGGGAACUAACACAUUGGGUAUGUGAAGCUCAUAACGAUGUAAACGUUCGCAUGGGGAAGCCCGCCGUUGAUUGUAACAUUUGGGCUGAAAAGGCUUCCAAGCUAGCUGACUAGGUCAUUCGUUUGUCCGGUUCACGAAAAGCAGACCAAAAAAAUAACAACAAGUGGUAAAUCACAGCAGAAAAAUUUAUUCGUAUGUACAGAAAUUUUUAAGAAAUCCAUGAAAUGCUCACCGUUACUUUAGCAUAGGAGGGGUAAAAGUAACAUAGCUGAGUAGGAAAGAUCGCAAAUUGCCGCCAUAUUAACCAGAUAGUUCUUUUAGCGCUUGCAAUAAAUCCAUAGCAGAGGGCAAAUGAUAGUCGGCCAACGUUGGCUUGUCCGUGUAACCAAUUCUGAUACAGAAAGUUGAAACGGAAGCAGGAUUGGUGGCGGUAGCUUCGGUAUCUUGUUUCUUGCUGUUCUGCUGACGAUUCCGGUAACGAUCACGAAUAGCUUCAAACAUGUUUUCAUCCGACUUGUCGUCGCCUGCACAGAACACGAAUUGAAGAUCUUUAGGCGAGCAAUUCAAAAUACGUUGAAUAACAGAACCUUUAUUAAGCAUGGAGGGAUGAACCUCAAGUGAGUAUUUGCUUGAUACGACUUCAGUGUUCUGAUUGUUGCUGAGAAAACCUUCCAAAUUGGUUUGACACUCAAGGGCCUGAAACUUUCCAUAGCUUGUGUUUGCGUUUGCAAAAUUCCACAACAGUGAGGCCUUUUUUUCAUCCAGUGAGGAUCCCUGUGUCCGCUCCGUAAAGUAUUGCAAAACAUUGCGGACACUGUCCUUCCAUGACAAAUCCAUAUCACCUGUCAAAUCUUGCCAUUUAGAACUCUGGGGUGGACGUACAUAACUUCCAUGUUCAGCCAAUAAACCCAGCUCAGAGAUGUCACCCAUCCAUUCGUCAAGGAACUUCUUUGACCGUCCUGACAGUACCCAGACUAUAUUCCGGGGAUUAGCUGCGAGACGCUUUAACGUUCGCAACAACUUGUCCGUUGGAAUAGGUGUGCGCACAUUCUUUGUGUUUGCGAUAAGAGUACCAUCGUAAUCAAGUAGAAAUAGCCGUUUGUUAGCUUUCCUGUAAAGCGGGAGAACCUGUGAGGUUUGAAGAGCAGGUGUAGUUAUGUGAAUAUCCAUGGCGACGAUUUGGUUGCCAAUAGUUUCUAUAAGAUUCGUUAUCCAUGCUGAGGAA
Messenger RNA from Schizosaccharomyces japonicus yFS275, 2153 nucleotides. RefSeq names its product sulfhydryl oxidase. The record is from RefSeq and is a predicted model, not a curated record. The transcript has a single exon. NCBI's taxonomy places the organism in Eukaryota, Fungi, Ascomycota, Schizosaccharomycetes, Schizosaccharomycetales, Schizosaccharomycetaceae. Bases 463 to 1041 code for a protein of 192 amino acids. Gene Ontology annotation, molecular function: flavin-dependent sulfhydryl oxidase activity; thiol oxidase activity; oxidoreductase activity.